Oncorhynchus kisutch (coho salmon) is the source of this 5206-nucleotide messenger RNA. RefSeq names its product beta/gamma crystallin domain-containing protein 2. Gene Ontology annotation, biological process: lens development in camera-type eye; visual perception. The record is from RefSeq and is a predicted model, not a curated record. Gene Ontology annotation, molecular function: structural constituent of eye lens. Lineage: Eukaryota; Metazoa; Chordata; Actinopteri; Salmoniformes; Salmonidae. The transcript is spliced from 19 exons. The coding region runs from base 1175 to 4237 and encodes 1020 amino acids.
CUGGAUGCUUCAGCUGUUAACAGUACAGCUUUAGAAGACUCUGAGGACUCCGAUUCAGAAAUUCAGCAGAUAGUGGCUGAUCUGGAGUCAGACAGCGAGAUGAAGUCAUACAGUUCCACUCUCACUCUAAGACCCUCUCCCACCCACAAGGGCAUGGGCAAAUCAAAACAGGGCUUCCGCAAAGUUUCCCUGGUCACUGACAAUGACACCACAGACCACACUGAAGACAGUGUGGACUACAGAGAAAGCACGAUCAACGAACCGAAUAGAACUGAAAGUGACCUAGGUCCAGUCGCACCAGAAUACAAAUGGAGGAACUUGUACGAGGGGGUGCAAACUACUUUCGAACCCAAAGGGGAGACCUGGCGCUCUGACUCUCAGUCGGAUGAGUCAAGAGUGUCCACAUACGAUGGACACUACUCUUCCCUCUCCCCCUCCCUCUCUGUGUACACACGACAACUCACCUCUCUCGGGCCGCCAUUCCAAGAACCUGGCUUGUCCUCCCUCUCCUCAGAGACACCCCGUUCCCCUGGUAACGGCCGCUGGUUGAGUGACAGGAGCGAAGUUCAGUUGACCGGGAGAGUAGCGAGCCAGAGGCAGGAACAGGCAGGGGGGAGUAGGAGGGUGUGGGAGGAGGAGCUAGCCACUGCACCUGCAGGACAGAGAGAGAGAGAGGUAGAGCAAGAGGGGAGGGAGGGAGAGUCCAUGGCAAGGAAGAUAAAGUCAGGCUGUGACUUGCAAUCACUCCCAGUCUCAAACUUCUCCUCGGCAGGUCAGACCAUUGACAACGUGGACUGCAGCAGUGACUCCUACUCCGGACAGUACAAGGCCACCCGCGUGGAUCUGCUCCCUUCCCCCUCCUCCUCGGACCCUUCCCCCUCUUCCUCUCCCGUGACCCCUGAGCCGGGCUCCCCCUAUCACUGCAACAUAGAGAGCCUGGUGGACACCCUGAAGAGCAUGAUCCCUAACCUUCCCCAGAGGCAGAGGAGGCUGCGUGGGACCACCGCCCCCCUCCAUCAUCUCCUCCCUGCCCUCCAUCGAGGAGGACACCCCCAGCUCCAGCCCCACCAAUACCAAAUCUCCCCAGGUGCCCCCUGGGUCUCUGCUGGAGGGCCCCAACAGCCGCUACAACCUGACCGCAGACCUUGGCCUCAACUGGAGUGCCCCCAAGGAGAUGCAUUCCCCUCUGGAGUUGAUGAAGCUCCAACAGCAGCAGCAACAGGAGCAGCAGGCUGGAGACCACCAUUGGAACCGUGGAGGCCUCAACCUCCCACUCCGAGCCUCGGCUCUUAGCAGCAUCGUCAUGAGGAAGAGCUCCUUGGGCAGUGACUCUUCCCCAGAGCACUCGCCGUCCCCCCUGCUAAACGGAGGGAGCAGCAACCAGUCUCCAAACCCCUCGCGCCUGGACAGAUCCCUCCUCUACUCUAGCUAUCGUUCAGCAACGAUUGAUCAAUCACAGGAGAACGGCAAGGCCCAUAGCCCAGUCCAGCGGCCCUCUCUGUUCCUUACGGGCUCCCUACCGGACAUAGGGCCUAAACAGGACCACAUGAGCUCAGGGCCUGGUAUGGGCAUGGCUGAUGUGUCUGGGAGCGGACUUGGAUUCAAAUCUGGAGUUGGAACCCAAACUGGAACAGGAACUGAUCCUUCAACCCACUUCCGCUACGAACGUUUCUCCUCCCGGAUGUCUGACUCCUUAACCGGAAACAACACAGACACCAACUGUCGAAUGAUCAGGCCCCCUCCCCUCCCUAGCUUCACCUCUACCCGAGAAGGCCUUCUCAGUCCCACAAGCUCAUCUCUGGACAUCUACAGGUCUUUCGCCAAUGCUAAUGAGUCCGUAUUAAAGCUCAGCCCGGGGCUGGGUGGUAUGGGUUCCAAUGGCAACAUGGGCUCUGUGGGCUCUAUUGGUCUGGGUCUGCAGAGGACCUUCAGUAACGAAGGCCUGAACUCAACACUGUUCAACAUGGGGUCCCCCCAUGGAGGGUCCCCCGAUGGAGGAUCUCACUUCAGUCCAGAGGCUGAGAAGAACCUGGUGCCCAAGUACAGGGCUUUCCCUGACGCCUAUCUCACCAAGGAGAAAGAACAUGGAAAGCUCAACCCUCGACCAGGAAAGAUGUUCAUCUUUGACCGACCAGGGAUGUGUGGCCAGAGGAUGGAGGUGUGGAGUGAUGUAGUUGAUGCCACACCCUGGCAACUACAGGAAACCAUCUCUAUCAGGGUUGUCAGAGGAGGCUGGGUCUUGUACGAGAAGCCCAACUUCAAAGGGGAGAAGAUCGCUCUGGACGAGGGGGACAUAGAGCUCACCUACCCCUUCGACCCCCCUGAGGAGGUAGAGGGACAACAACCGCAGAAUGGAGAGGACAGCCAGAAGGAGGGGGGAGAAGAAGUGGUAGCGGCCAAGCCGGCCAGGAGGUUCAUCAUAGGAUCAGUACGAAGAGUAGUCAGGGACUACAGUGUGCCAGAGAUCAGUCUGUUCCCAGAGGAGAAUGCCGAGGGGAAGAAGGUGACCUUCAGAGACACGUCAGAGGACGCCAGGAUAUUCGGCUUCCCCAUCAAAGCCAACUCCAUCAUCAUCAACGCUGGACUAUGGCUGGUAUAUGCUCAGCCUUUCUUCCAGGGCAUACCACGUGUUCUGGAGGUGGGGGGGUUCCCCAACCCUGCAGCCUGGGGUGUGGAACAACCUUACGUGGGCUCCGUGCACCCUCUCAAAAUCGGUGAACCAAGAGUGGAGAAACCUGGUGAGCCCAAGCUGGUGCUCUAUGAAAAGCCCUACUUCACUGGGAAGACAAGGACAAUCUACACCAACAUGAGAGACUUCAUGACCAGGAAGGAUAGACAGCAGACUGCCUUCAUAUACAGCCCUGGAUCCAUCAAAGUACAGGGAGGGUGCUGGGUGGGCUAUGAGAAGGAGGGUUUCCGAGGCCAUCAGUAUAUGUUGGAGGAGGGAGACUACCAUGACUGGAGGGUGUGGGGGGGCUGCGAUGCCGAGCUGCGCUCUGUCAGAGUCAUUCGAGCGGACCUGACCGAGCCCAUGUUGGUGUUGUAUGAGCAGCCCGACGUGGAGCAGGACAACACCUUUGAGGUGACCGAGGCCAUUCCCGACGUGGAGCUGUUUGGCUUCCGCACCACCACGCGCUCCAUCCACGUCGUCAGUGGAGCAUGGAUCGCCUACUCUCACGUGGACUUCUCUGGUGACCAGUAUAUCCUGGAGAAAGGUUUCUACAGUAACUCUGCUGACUGGGGCUCUUCAGACAACCGCAUCUGCUCUGUCCAGCCCAUCUUACAGGCUCCAAGUGAAAACCAGGGCAGCGUCAGAAGUGAGGUGAUGUUGUAUACAGAGCCAGAUUUCGAGGGGGAAUGCCAUGUGUGUGACAAGAACCAGGAGUCCCUCUCUGACAAGCUCAUCGCCAAGUCCUGCAGAGUGGUGGGGGGAAGUUGGGUGGUGUACGAGGGCCGUGAGUAUUCAGGGAACCUGUACAUCCUGUCAGAAGGAGACUACCCCAACUUCACCAGCAUGGGCUGUCCUCCGAACUGUGUCAUACGCUCGCUGAAGACUAUCCCGCUGGUGUUCUCAGUGCCCUCCGUCUCGCUGUUUGGUCUGGAGUGUUUGGAGGGCAGGGAGAUCACAGUGGACACAGAGGUGGUCAAUAUGCUGGAGGAGGGCUACAACAACCAUCUACUCUCUGUCAGAGUCAACCGAGGCUGCUGGGUGAUGUGUGAGCACAGUAACUACAGGGGGCGACAGUUCCUAUUAGAACCCAUUGAAAUCACCAACUGGCCCAAAUUCAGUCAGCUUCUCACCAUUGGCUCAAUGUACCCAGUACGGCAGAGGCGGCACUUCUUCCGCAUCAAAAGCAAAGAGCGAGGUCACUUCCUGUCCAUCCAGGGUGGCGUAGAGGAAAUGAAGUCUGGACGCGUGGUGGUGACCGAGCAGGUGGAGGGCAUGAGCGACAUCUGGUUCUACCAGGAAGGCCUCAUCAAGAACAAGUUAGCUCCUACUAUGAGCCUGCAGGUAAUGGGGAACGUGGAGGCGGGGGCGAAGGUGGUGCUGUGGUCAGAGACCCGGCAGCCAGUCCAGACCUGGUCAGCCCAGAUGAGAGGCACCAUCCCCAGCCUCACCUUUCCUGGCAUGGUGUUGGACAUCAAGGGUGGCAAGCAGUACGACAGAGACCAUGUGGUGAUUUUACCAGAGAGUGAGGAGAGGCCUUGCCAACAGUGGGAGCUGGAGCUGCUGUAAACCUUCCAAUAACCUUCCCUCAACCCACACCCUUCACCCGCUCCUCCAAUACAAUACAUUCCAAUAUCGACCAACCCCUCAGAACUUCUGCUCUUCAGUCUGUGGAGACGGACAUUAGGAAUCACCGCAGACUGAACCUUGUGUCAUCAUGGUCAGGCACUCUCAAGAGGAUCCCAGAACAUCUUCUUUACAGUUAAAGGGUUUCUUUCAUUUCGUGAAGAAUCAUAUGAGGGUUAUAAUAUUUUUGCCUGAAUGUGAGGACAGCAGCAUACGAAUGAGUCAUCUAACAACCAGUACCUUUGGAUUUGGCCAACUGGAGAGGAUGGGAAGGGUAGUGCUUCUUUUCCCCUCCCUUAAAUGUGUGUAUUUAGAUGAUUCUAUUUACAGACAAUCUACCCUCUCAGAUUCUUCCUUGACUUCGAUGGUAUGAUCCGGCUUAGCACACACAGUAGUGGACAGAACCAUUCACUUGAACCCACUAAUGAUUAUUGGGAAGGUCAAGUUCCAUCUACCAUAUGAUACAUCAUCUGUGGCUACAAGCAGUGUAUUUAAGAGGGUUUCAUAAAGGAAGCCAAAUCUAUGCACAUUCUUUUCUGAAUUGGCUUAGUUCAACAUUUUGUUUGACUAUGUAAUUUACUACCUUUUGGGAAACUAUUGGAUGGGAAGUGUGUUCUUUAGGCAGUAUAAUGCAUACAAUAAGGUAUGAUGCAGUGCAAUGACUCUGUGGGAUUUUAUGCAGUUCCUCUCUAAUGCUACAGUGUGUUCUUCUAUUUCACGAUGGUCUAUCUAUUUUCAUAGAUAUGAAUCAUACAUUGCCAAACACUGUCAAGAUACAGGUUACUUUCUAAUUUUUUUAAUAUUUAACACCAAAUGCCUUGCACCUCAAUGCAUUAUUCUUUGAUACCAAAAAUAGAAUGUGAAAAGAAAUGAGUGGUUUUAAAAUAUUAAAUAAAACUAUCAAAAAUGAAA